Molecule: messenger RNA, 1521 nt
Organism: Chanos chanos (milkfish)
Lineage: Eukaryota; Metazoa; Chordata; Actinopteri; Gonorynchiformes; Chanidae
Product: solute carrier family 22 member 6
Exons: 10
Coding region: 1-1521 (506 amino acids)
Biological process (GO): transmembrane transport
Molecular function (GO): transmembrane transporter activity
Source: RefSeq, a predicted model, not a curated record
AUGGGUCCGUUACAGAGGACCGUUUAUUUGCGGCUUAGUUUGCCUAUUUUUUUCACGGCUUUUCUCUUCUUCGUGGACGUGUUUACCGUACACCGAAAUUCCUGCCGUGUGGAUACGGAGAGUAGUUCCGUCAAUUACACGCCUGGGACUCUGGAAGCAAAUUUCUCCAUAUCAAUCCCAAAGAAUACUGAAGAUUUGUUUAAUAAUGACACCGCCAGCAACACGGAUCUCGUUGCACAUGGUCAAACUGUUUACAUGACCAGUUUGUUGGUCGGGGCUUUGGUCGGUGGCGCUCUUUCGGACAAGUAUGGAAAGAAAUUUGUCCUCGUGUGCUUCGCCACUGCGCACGCAGCCGUAGCGCUGGCGACGGCGUUUCUGCCAAACGCAAUUUUUUACCUUGUCGCCCGAUGCAUCACAGGAAUCUCCUGCUGUGCCAUGCACAUCUGCAUCUACAGUUUAGGGGUUGAAUGGAGCCCACCAAAGUUGCGUAUCUGGCCCACGACUCUGCUGUCAUUCGUCUUUAGCCUUGGCAUGAUGGGGUUGGCAAGUGUAGCCUAUUUUACCCAGGACUGGAUGCAGUUCCACCUGGCACUAGCUAUUCCACAAAUCCUCUGCCUGCCUUUGUAUCUUUCUAUUCCAGAAUCUCCAAAAUGGCUGCUGCUGAAUAAGAAGUUUGAUGUUCUGGAAGAGUAUCGCAGCAGGAGUCCAAAGGACAAGGCUUGUCUUGACCUGCUUUUGCAUGCCGUGGGGACUGAAGUCCAGAAGUCAGAUACAGGGAAAAACAGUGAGAGAGAAUCAGUUUUCACCCACUUCAAAUCAAGCACCAUCAUGCUUCGUCUGAUGAUAAUGAGUUAUAUUAGUUUAGCAACCACUCUCACCUACUAUGGGAUUUGUUUGAAUAUUGGGAGUUUUGGGGUGGAUGUCUACCUGGCUCAGUUCUUCUCUGGACUGUCUGAGAGUCCAUCUCUUCUCCUGCCCUUCCUGAUGAAGCGGUGCGGCCGCAGAAUCUUCACCAUGGCCUCCCUUUUCAUGAGCGGCGUCUCCUGCGCGCUGUCCCUCCUUGCCCUGCGCUUCUACAAUAACCCUGCACUCGUGAUGGCUCUGGCCUUAAUGGGAAAACUUUGUGUGCAAUCGACAUCGUGCGUCCUUCUGCUGUAUGGAAUAGAACUCUUCCCAACGGUCAUAAGGCAGAAGUGCGUCGGCCUGGUUAGCCUGUCAUCGCGGCUGGCCUGCAUCACGGUCGCGGCUGUCGUUCCGAAGGGAACCGUUCCGCUGGUCGCCAUGUUAUGUUACAGCAGUGGACCUAUCCUGGGAGCUGGCUUUUGCCUGCUCUUGCCCGAGACCAGCGGAGUCCCUCUGCCAGACACAAUCCAGGACUGUGAAAACCAGCCCGGGUUGGACCUACGCACUCUUUCUUGCGGUCACAGGUAUUCACCAGCCCCUAAACAAGAGAGAGAAUCUGCUUGUCUCAGCAAAAAAGAGCUUGAACCACAAAAAGAGAAAGUAGCCCUCACAGCGUGA